Messenger RNA from Engraulis encrasicolus (European anchovy), 1084 nucleotides. RefSeq names its product serine/threonine/tyrosine interacting-like 1 (gene styxl1). Gene Ontology annotation, cellular component: mitochondrion. Gene Ontology annotation, molecular function: protein tyrosine/serine/threonine phosphatase activity; protein phosphatase inhibitor activity; pseudophosphatase activity. The coding region runs from base 90 to 974 and encodes 294 amino acids. Lineage: Eukaryota; Metazoa; Chordata; Actinopteri; Clupeiformes; Engraulidae. Gene Ontology annotation, biological process: positive regulation of intrinsic apoptotic signaling pathway; negative regulation of cytoplasmic stress granule assembly; protein dephosphorylation. The record is from RefSeq and is a predicted model, not a curated record. The transcript has 8 exons.
UGUAUACAAACGACCUGUGGGCUGUGGCACUUCUCGUUCGCAUGGCUUUGUUGUCAGUAUAAAUAUCCAAUCCAAGGUAGAGCAAAAACAUGACUGCGGAUCUUUGUGAACAGUCUGAGCUCUACAACAUUAUUAAUCAACGCGUCCGUGUGCCACGACUGGCAGAAUGCAAUUAUCUUUGUUUAAUUGACGCACGAACUGCAGGACAGUAUAAUGCGGGGCACAUAAUAACAGCCAGGCAUGCUAAAUGGGAUUCUUGUGACAAUUUCAUUUCCCCUCCCAAUGUGGAGGUCGAAGGCAUGAGGUAUAUCGUUGUGUAUGAUGGUAACUCCAGUUCUUUGUUGGGAGAAGGUCCAGCUCGUAAGUGCAUCAAAGCCCUGGCAGAGUCAAGCCUCUACCCAGUUCUCCUUCUCAAUGGAGGUUAUGAAAAAUUUUCAACUCUCUACCCUUUCUUCAGAACUCAAACCAUUCUUUACACUAUUAAGGAACUGGAGAGUUUGCCAACGUAUCCUGUGGAAAUUUUGCAAGGUCAGCUGUACAUGGGUGAUUACAAGCAAGCGACUUCCUAUGCCAUCACUAAAGAUCUUAAAAUCAGUGCUUUCGUCAAUGUGUCUGAUCAGAACUGCAGCCUAUUCGAAAAGGGACACAAAACGGUCUUAGACGUACGGGUGGCGAAUACCACACAGGCCAAUAUGUACAGUUCUUUUGACACGAUGUGCUCCUUUGUUGGCUCUCGUCUGAAGGCUGGCAGCAGGGUCAUGAUUUUCUCCACUUUUGGCAUCAGCCGGAGCAGCGCUGCCACAAUGGCCGUCCUCAUUGGGCACCUCAAGCUCCCGCUCAAGGAGGCCUGGGACCAUGUGUUGCGGUGCAAGAACAGCAUACGGCCAAAUCGGGGAUUUGUGCAACAGCUAUCUGACUGGGAGAAGCAGUCACUGGGACAAACAGUUACUGACAUUUCAGAGCCAAAGUACUGAGGAGAUUGUAAUCUUCCUAAGGCGCAUCAGCCAUUUGUCCAUUGUGUUUGUCACCAAUUGUUUUAUGUGUUUUUGUAAUGCAUUUAGUCAAUAAAGUUGUUGAGAUUUUG